CACAUACAUGAGACACACAUGCAUGAUAUGCAUACAAACAGUAAACUUGAUGUCAAUAAAACAAUGGCUGCCAGUGCUAGUAAAACAAUUUUAUUAAACAAGCUCUACAAAAGAUAUAAAAGCUAUUUUAAAAGUGUUGUCGACGCAGAGCCAGAUAAAGUCGUGAAUCUGCUCCAAACCUACCUCUCAGAGGCACAGAAAGCAUUGCUUUCAACUCCAGACAAGAAUGCCAAAGCUGUAACCCUUAAGAAAAUUUUGAGAGAAAAAUUGCCUGAAAGUGAAGAAAACUUUUUAGGAAUACUUGGAGCUCUCAACCAAUUCUUUGACACUAGUAACAUAAUACACUAUGUUAAAAAGGAAUUGCAUAGCUUACAAAGAAGCACUGAACAAGACAAAGGCAAACGAGCAGCUAAAAAGAGACCCCAAACCAGGAUCCCCAUAUCGCGCACCCGCAGUGACCCAGGCUCAGGAUCAUCAGUAUCAUCGAAGGCAGGUGUGUUUCAAUAUGGGAAAAGAAUUAUAAGCAAAACUCAACCGACACGUCUUCUUAACACAAUUCCUGGUUCACCUUCCAACAGACGUAUCAGUGAUGAGAGCCCAGCAGAACCUGAGCUCGAUUCCUAUUCCUACCAACAACCAGUAGAAGCCAGUAUACCAGAGCACACAAUUAUUCCCCAACCGUCUCAGCAUUUAGAAGUUGUUGCCACAUCAAUACCAAGUUGUCCAACUUCCCGUCGACUGUUAGUGGAGGGGCAGUGGCGCACACCAAUCGAAGAUGUCUAUGAUGACAUUAACGUUAUUGAUGAAUUGGACGAAGCACUAGGAAAAAUAAUGAUAGUGGAAGAGAAUCAUGCCGAUAUUGAUACGCACUUUUCAGUUGUUAAAAACAGUUACAAGCGUCUUGCUAAGCUCUAUCAGCAUAAAAUAGAGCAGCUAAAGAAAAACAUGCAACGGCUCGAGCAAAAAGCAAGGGACGAAGAAGAAUUACGGCUCAAGCAAGAAGCAAUUAGGGACAAAGAAGAAUUACGGCUCAAGCAAGAAGCAAUUAGGGACGAAGAAGAAUUACGGCUCAAAGCAAACAAAGAUUUUGUGGAAAGUGAUGUAGCUAAGCAACUGAAAGACAAAGAGGCAGAAAUAGAAGGCCUGAAGGCUGAACAAGAUAGCCUGAAGGCUGAACAAGAUAGCCUAAAGGCUAAACUAGAAAAGGCUACAUACGAAUUGGACAAACUACGAGUUGAAAGCAAACAGACAGUUGUAAAGGAAACAUACGAUCAACUUCGUGAAUGUGAAAGCUUAUUAGGAACACAAAAACCAAUAGCAGAUAUUCUUGUGAUUAUCAGGCAAAAAUUGUCAAUGCUGAGGAAACGGCCAUACUCAACUUAGUUCCAAGAACAUGAAUGACUACAGUAGCUAGUGGUUCAUAGAGACAGUACAUUUCACUUAUGUCUUUUUGUUUUCUUUGUAUCCUCAUCUUUUGUAUCUUGCUUG
Molecule: messenger RNA, 1488 nt
Organism: Halichondria panicea
Lineage: Eukaryota; Metazoa; Porifera; Demospongiae; Suberitida; Halichondriidae
Exons: 1
Coding region: 19-1383 (454 amino acids)
Source: RefSeq, a predicted model, not a curated record